GAAUUUUGUAUUCUAAUUUACAGCGUAACUAAAAUUUGUAUUUAAAAAAAAACAAAUUUAUUUUCUUCCGUCGCAGUAAUGAAUUAACUUCUUUACCACGACCUCAAUGAUAGCAAAAGUUCAAAACCCGCCAGGGUCGGUUUAACGUCCACUUAAAAUUUUGCAUUUGACACGUGUCAAUGAAUGUGUGGACGAAAAAAGUGAAAAAGGGCCAAUAAACUAACAGCCAAAAUAUCUCCCGCACUUAGCACGUGCACCAGCCUCCUCCGCCUUCCGCCUUCCGCCUCCGUGGCAAUAGAGACUUCCGGUGAGAGAAAAAAAAAAUGGAUGUCUCAGCUGCCACGGGGUCAAACGUUUCCGAGAUCGAAGCCCCUUUUCUGGUCCAAGACUUCGUUGAAGGAAACGUUGACUAUAAAGGCCGACCCGUUAAACGGUCCGAAUCCGGGGGUUGGAGAUCCGCAUCUUUCAUCAUAGGAGUGGAGAUAUCGGAGAGAUUUGCUUAUUACGGAAUAAGUUCGAAUUUGAUAAAUUACUUGACGGGCCCAAUUGGCCAAUCCACCGCCUCAGCUGCGGCCAACGUCAAUGCUUGGUACGGUGCUGGGUCGCUUUUUCCUCUGUUGGGUGCUUUUCUGGCUGAUUCUUUCCUCGGCCGUUACCGCACCAUUAUCGUAGCUUCCUUGAUUUAUAUUCUGGGACUUGGCAUCUUAACCCUUUCAGCUGUCCUCCUCUCUUUCAAUUCUUCCGACUGUCAGGAUGCAGGAAAUAUCAUUGCUUGUUCUCCUCCUGAGAUUCAAAUUAUAUUCUUCUUCUUUGCGUUAUAUCUGGUUGCUUUGGCCCAAGGAGGGCAUAAACCCUGCGUUCAAGCUUUUGGUGCUGAUCAAUUUGAUGUGCAAGAUCCAGCAGAAUGCAAAGCAAAGAGUUCGUUCUUCAACUGGUGGUACUUUGGCAUGUGUAGUGGUACCAUGAUAGCGUUGUCAGUUUUGAACUAUAUUCAGGAUAACCUUAGUUGGGGCCUUGGAUUUGGAAUACCCUGCAUCAUCAUGGCUGUUGGGCUAACUGUAUUCUUGCUUGGAACUACUACCUAUCGAUUCCGUGUCAACUCUGAUGAGACAAGCCCUUUUAUUAGAAUCGGUCGGGUAUUUUUAAGAGCAGGAAGAAAUUGGCGGACCUCUUCUUCAGCAAUUUCCAUUGAAGAGGAGUCUCAGGGCUUUUUGCCUUAUCAAGGUUCUCAACAGUUCAAGUUUCUGAACAAAGCAUUGCUAACUCCUAAUGGUUCAAAAGAAGAUGGGAAAGUUUGUAGCAUUAAUGAAGUUGAAGAGGCAAAGGUUGUUUUCCGUCUAUUCCCAAUAUGGGCCACAUGUCUGGUGUAUGCUAUUGUAUUUUCUCAGCCACCUACGUUUUUCACUAAGCAAGGAGUGACAAUGGACAGGUCUAUCAGUCCAAGCUUUGAAGUACCAGCUGCUUCUCUGCAGUCGUUUAUUAGCUUGUCCAUUGUUGUAUUUAUACCCAUCUAUGACCGUGUUGUGGUUCCUAUUGCAAGAUCUAUAACUGGUAAUUCUUCAGGGUUAACUACUUUGCAACGGAUUGGAACUGGAAUAGUCCUAUCAUGUCUAACUAUGGUUAUAUCUGCUCUUGUUGAGAUGAAGCGUCUUGAAACAGCUAAAGCUUAUGGAUUGGUUGAUAAGCCAAAGGCUACAAUUCCGAUGAGCAUAGUGUGGCUCAUUCCCCAGUAUGUAUUGUUUGGAGUUUCUGAAUCAUUCACUAUGGUCGGUUUGCAGGAGUUCUUCUAUGAUCAAAUGCCUAGUGAGUUAAAAAGUAUAGGCCUUUCAGUGUACCUUAGUAUUUUCGGGAUAGGAAGCUUUCUAAGUAGCUUUCUCAUUUCUGCAAUUGAGAAAGCCACAGGUGGAGAUGGGCGCGACAGCUGGUUUUCCAACAAUCUGAACAAGGGACACCUUGAUUAUUUUUAUUGGCUUCUUACUGCACUCAGUACAGCAUCACUAAUUGCCUUUUUGUACUUCGCCAAGUCUUAUAUCUACAAUCGAAGAAAUAUUGUAUGACUUGAACAUCCUCCGAGCUUAUGCGGGCUCUCACAGUGACAUCAGUAGGGUAGACUCGGGUAGAGAAUGUAUAUAUUGUACUACAUAGAUUUUGUGUUCUAUUCCACACCAUUCCGAGCCCUUUGUCUCAUCGUUGGCUAUCAGUCAGCGGCUAUUUGGUGUGCUUAAAGGACGUAAAUCAGGAAGUUUUUGCUCUGAGCAGGUGAACGAAGUUAAAUGGUCAUUACCCAUUAGGCUCUGUAAGGAAAUGUUAUGCAGGAUAGAUAUGUUCUGAAUGAUUGAUUAGGGGAGUCUGUUGUAAGAUAGGUUUGAAGUUUUUCAUAGAAUAGACAGUAGAAUUUUAUUGAAUAUAUUAUACAGAAAAUUAGGGUAUAGAAUUUCUUCUAUAAAUUGUGGAUUGCUCAAGAAUCAGCUGUACUAAUUAAUAGUAUGAUUGUAUAAAGCUCUUUAAUCUUGAAUCUGUUUAUAUUUUCCAUUUUUCGGUCAGGAAAAAACCAA
Molecule: messenger RNA, 2555 nt
Organism: Oldenlandia corymbosa var. corymbosa
Lineage: Eukaryota; Viridiplantae; Streptophyta; Magnoliopsida; Gentianales; Rubiaceae
Source: the annotation of a GenBank genome assembly